AAUAAUCAAGAUGUUGAAGUGGACCGUUACAAAGCGCCCGGAAGGAGGUACAGCGGCCGCAAUUCAACGACACCAGCAGCGUCUGAACGGUUCCAUGGUACACGCUCGUAGAUCACUGGGGGCCCUCAACGACCGGAAUGUUCCCAGCGAUGGAAUCACAACGGCUAGUAAAAUUCGAGCCCGACGGUCCCUAGGAUCAACUAUGCUACGUCAUGCGCACGUGGACAAGGAAAACCAAUGCGUCACUUCGACACCACACCACCUAUCCGGAGGCAGAUCUUCGCCGUCACCUUAUUCGAUGGCACUACGAGAUGUCAGCAAUAUUACCCCCAAUACGACACCUUGCCGCUUAUCAACCACUCCGCAGAGCAGAAAACGAGCACUGCCUUCAUCCCCGACAACAGCAAUCACUUCAACUGCCAAGAAGGAAAACGCGAUGCAGUACGCGUCAACUCUUCCGAGCUUCGAUAUCGAAUACUCACCAUGUGGAGUUAAAAACGUCCCCUUUCUCGCGCUGCGAGGCUUAGGCCUCGCUGAUUCAUACUUCGAGAACCCCGGUCGAUACUUUCACGAUGAGCAACCUCCAGCGGCGAAACGUGCCAAACCUUUCGCGACACCUGCUCCAGUUUUGGGAAAACCAGAGCCGGCUUUAACUCCCCUGUCAUCCCGCCUGUCCGAGCUGCGGUUCAGCAAAAUCAGUUUCAAACGACAGGCAAACAUUAACAAUAACAAUAACCAAAUCUACCACGACGAGGAACCAUCACUGAACUCGUCCGAAAUGGGUGAUAUUACUCUAGAUAAGAUGAUCGAUGCAAUUCUGGAGAGUGCAAAGAAGGAUAAAAUUCCAAAGAGAAGCUCCAGCGUCAAAUCCAAGCAAGCCAAGCUACCAUCUCCUACUUAUACUCCCGCCGAUGACCCGGCAUCGGAUCUGUACAAGGACAACUUGAUCGACCAACUUCCACCCAAGUUGAUCGAACAGGCGGAGACCACCAUUAUCUUGGACGAAACUACACACAUCAACGAGCGCGAGGUCAAGACACCCGAAUCCGCGAAAGGUGCCAAAUCCCUGCGACAAUCACUCUCCCGGUUUGUUCUAGCAAGUCCUCUGGAUGCGUGCAACCUAAGACGCCAGAAAGCAGUUCGUCGGAAAAACAAACUGGAUGCCCUGGAGAAGGAACCAUCCGAAAAGAGAUCAUGUCGCGUGGGGUUGUCCCUUCCAAACGGGAUCCCCAGUCCGGAAACCCCUAAAACAGCCAGUUACAAUCAAUCGAAGCUAGAACAUUUAGCUCAGAUGCAAACCCCUACGAUGACCACAAUAUCCUUUGAAGCGGAUGGCCCAAAUCCGAGAUUCAAUGCCGCUCUUACUACCAUUGAUGAAAUGACACCCAGCAUCCGUUCGAUCGAUCUUCAGGGAACUUCCACCCCGACCGGAAUGGAAGCGAUCUCUUUCGAGAAAACCCGCAAAUGUUUGGCUUUCUCACCCACUCUGAGUGAGGAUUCUCUGGAGAAGCGACGAUCCGUUGCUUCGUCGACCACGUCACGCUGCUCACGUGUAACCACCAUCGUAAAGGGCUCACUGGAACUGAACCUCCAGGUGGAGCCAGAUAACAAACUAAACGUUCACGUCAUUCGCUGUAAAGAUCUGCAACGGCCAAACGGAAGUACGAUAAACGCAUACGUCAAGGUCGCUCUUACAAAUCCGACGAAUCUGACUGCCGAUCAGGGCUUCCAAAGGACAGCAGUUCAUCGAAACUCUAGCAAACCGGUGUUCGACCAUCGAUUUGUGUUCGUAAUUGAACCAACGCUGGAAGUGGAAGAAACCCGCCGGAUUCAACUAGCAGUGUGGCACCGCGAUAGAGAAUGCAAACGCAGCGAAUUCUUAGGAUGUAUGUCAUUCCCUCUUAAAAAUGCCAUCCAACAGGAAAUUAAUGGCUGUUACAAGCUACAACCGCAGUCGUGUUUGACGAAUCCUACCCCGCCGAUACCAGCAGACAUGUGUGAGAACUCGCAGUCCAGCGUUGACGAAAUUGUCAGCGUGGAGGACGGCGGCACAACGGCAACAGCCGGUGGUAUGACGUCGGCGGGUUCCGGUGCGCCGGAACCCAUCAGUUUGAGCAAGAAGGCUCUACAUCAACGGGACGCGGAUGAAAAUUUGUUUCUUCGCUUCCUGGAGCUCGAUCCUCCGCUGGAAUCCGGAGGUGUACCCGCUACUCCUCGGCGCAGUUCGAUUAGUUCCAAUAAACCCAAUGCAGGGCGGACGCCGUUUACGAUAACGAAACGGUUAACCCGUGUGGCCGACAAGGGCUUUGGGUUUUCGAUUGUGUGGACCCAUCCGCCUCGUGUGGAAAAGGUUGAAUCCGGACUAUCGGCUGAAAAGGCAGGAAUUUUGCCGGGAGAUUACGUAGUCUUUGUCGAUAAGCACAACGUUGUCACGAUGCCGGAGCUGGAUGUACUGAAUUUGAUCAAAACUCAAGGGAAUACCCUGCUGCUGGAAAUAUUCCGGCGGCCACAACGACCUACAAAUGGACUACGGCCGGGUAGUGUAGUGGCGGCCUCCACUAGCAAUCUGAUCAACUUUGCACCGUUCAAUGCUCAGGUGCAGCUUAACCAGCAGCACCUACAGGACGAGGAACAUUCGCUCAAACCGUCCAUUGUUCCCGCUCGAUCCUCAACUGCUUGCUCCAACAUUUCGAUUGAAACCGCCAAGCGGAAACUCAAUCUACCCCAAGUGACGUUCAGCAAAGAGUCAAUUUCACAACAUCUCCCAGAUGACCAUCGGCGAAAGUUCCUCUACCAGCUGAUCAGCCGAGAACAACACUUUGUGACGGCCAUCAACUUCGGAAUUGAACGAUUCGUUAGCCAACUGCGGGAACGGAAAGAUCUCAUUUCGCCGAAUGACCACAAAACAUUAUUUCAAAACAUCGACGAGCUAUCACGAAUAUCAGAAGACAUCCUAGAACAAAUUAUCCAAGAUGAAACCGAGCCACAAAUCCAUUUUGCUGCCCGUGUCUAUCUGUCCAAGAGUACGGCCCUGUGUGCGGCCUACAAGAAGUACUGUAAUGGCCUGAAAAAAGCAGACUGCGUGCUGGUCAACAAGUCAAGAAAUUCAAGCUGUGAUUUUAUGCGAUUUAUUACGGAGCCACCGGUGCCACGGAAACGUCCAGACUUAACCACCUUCAUACAUCGACCGUUGCAACAUUUUAGGGAAAUUUUAAAGCUAGUCCAAAUGAUCGCCUCCCAUUGUCGAGUAGAUAGCGAAGAGCAUAGCAACUUCAACAUCAUCAUCAACGAGUUACAGGCAGCUUAUCGGGAGAUAACCGUUGGCGGGGGUCUGAUGGAACCGAUUGGGGAAGGACGACCGCUGCUGACGUUGCAGGAUUUGGAAGCGAGGAUGGUUUUCACCAAGUGUAAACCAUUUCAGUUGGCUUCCCAUGGGAGGCAGUGGAUUUUUGGUGGUGAUUUAUCGCGAGUGGAAGGACGUUCGGUGAAGCCCUACUGGACUUUGUUGUUUAGUGAUAUUUUAUUGUUUGCCAAGGUUAGCCGGGAUCGGGUGUUAUUCAUAACCGAGGAACCAAUUCCCCUAACGACGGUUACGGAUUCGUGCUUCAAUAUUCGCAAGAAAAAUACCGAGUUCCGGAUAACAAUCGAUCCAAACGGUCGACAAAUCGAAAGUCCCACAGUGCAUUGUGCCCCGGAUUUGACUAGAACACCUAAGAAAAACUUCAAAAAACGUUGUAUAGCACUGCGAGCUCCAUCCGCCGAACUGAAAGCCGUAUGGCAGAAUCUCCUAACGAGGCAAAUAUUUCUAGUGAACGCCACCCUAGGAUCAACCCCGCUGAGUAGUCCACUGGAUUCACCGGAUAUCAUGCAGUCGUUGGUACCAAUCGGAGACAUGGGCACAACUGGUGCCACGAUGGCAUCGGCUAAAAUUCCAUCGCUGGACAAUGUUCAUCUCAAGAAUCAACAGUCGAGGUCGAGUAAAGUCCCGAAGCAGGUCGAAGAAAUGAUCGAUGAGAAGUGUAGGAGCAUGAACAAGACCGGUGUCCCCAAGGGAAGUGCGUUACAUUUGGCCCAGUGGAUGAAGGGUCAGUUGGACAAGCAGGUCGUCGAAUCGGAUCCAAUCGAUUCCGAUCCGGAGCAGACGAUCGAAGAGUGGUCCAUCGAACAGGUUGCGAAUCGUUCCAAGGAGCUGAAGUUGCUCGAUACGGAUGGUAAUCUCUGCCAGACGGUCAAUGGGCUAGGGUCCAGCGGGAAACUGCUGGAUGCGCAACUGGAGGAUGGAUCGACGUUCGAGGGGGAUGAUGACAACAGGAGCGUGUCGAAAAGUACUACAUCAGACAGUCAGAUUACAGUUCGUUCCAGUCCCCAAAGCAACAAAGUGGACACAAUUUCCGUCUGCCGUCAGUGCCACAAGAAUUGCAAAAGUCGUAUGAACUCUCCCAGCAACAAUUCCCUAACGGUGCAACACAGCCAAACUUCGUCGAUCCGUUGCUGUGUUUCGUCGUCAACGACCGGUAGCAGCCUAAACAAGAGUCCCCAUUCAAACUCGAGUAUAUCUUCCACCAGCACACUAACCAUGCCCAGUAAAUCACCCACGAAACCGGAGUACUCAGCCAUCGGUCGGUCCACGGUGGAGCUCGUCGAAUCGCCCUAUAAGCAACCAUCGUACAAGCAUCAUCCAUCGCCAUCUCUCAGCCUAAGCAACUACAAGACCAAGUGCCAAACGCCCUGCCACUGCAAGUGUACGCCAAAAGACUUUGAGAAAAUUAAUCUUAGCCCGGACGAACUGCUCCACGAGCGGGUCAAGAUACUUAAGAACGCCACUGAAAUUAGCGCAAACCAGUCCAGUUCCUCGGGGUCUCCGAGAGUCAACGGACACACGACCACAAAAACGCUACGGACAAGCAGAUGUGAUAGCAUUCGAUGUGAUGACACUGUAGAUAAUAACAACGUCGAAGACUGGUCGCUGAUGCUGAUUGGGUUAGCACAAAUCAAUCCGGCUGCUUCGCUGGUUCAUAUGGAUCCAUUCGAAGCAGUUCCUACCAUAGCUGUAGUACCACCAACUCCGGAUGCGCUGACAAGCAAUAAUUGUAAGCAGAGUAUGUCGCUGAACUGGAACGAUACAAAUCGACUGCAGCUCGGAAAGAUCAGCGAAAGCAAUGGAAAUGAUUACGAGGAGUAUUCGCCAGACAAUUCACCGGAAGAUGAAUUACCAAGCCAUCCGUAUCGUGCUUUGAACACCGGGAUGAAACGAUACGGAACACUGUCCAGCUUGGAGCGUGUCCCAUCAGAUGAAACCGACAAGACAUACAAUUCAUCCGAGGAGGACUCAGAAAAUGACAUCAAAAUCGUCACCAAAGAAGUAUACGACAACAACGCACAACCAUUCAUGAAUUGGACUGCGCGGGCAGGAAGCUUCAUUGAAGAGUCACGGGCUUUCAUCGAUCGCUACCUGGGCCGUGGGAAUACUGCAGAGGAAAGCAAAGACGACCCCGACGUGGUUGUGGUCGUUGAGGAGGAAGCCAUCGAAGGCGAAACGUCGGUAACGUCCGGCGAGGAGGUAUGGGGCACCCCGACAAGUGGAGGCGAAAACGACGACUUGCAUAUUUUUGGCAGCCUUGAACAAACACAUUCGUCACCGACCAAGUCCACGUCUUCCUACACCGGAGACGACGAUACCGAACUGAUGAUGGAUGAACUGCUGAUGGCACCACCGAUGACUGCCAGUGCCGUUCGUGGUCUAUUGCCCAGACGAAAGCUAGAACCAUUGUUUGAAGAGGAUAGCGAAAGUUGUGAAUCAGAUGAUGAUAGUAAACCACUGAGUGGACGGGACAAACAGGGGCAAGCUGUGGAAAGAAAUCGUCCGGAUUAUGUGGACUUAAGAGAUUCCACCGAAUCCGAGUCAGUAAGUACAACGCCGUCGUCGACUCCCCGGGCGGAAACGAGGGAGACGGUGAAGACUACCACGCCCGACGAAAACUAUGGGAGUGUUGCUGACAGAUGCUCUGUAUCUGUACUGCUCCCGAGCACCGGGAUACGCUCUGUAAACGGUACCGAUCGUUUCGGGGCGAUUUCCGGUGCUGCGCCGAUCCUCACGUUGCCUCCUCCGCCGUCUACCGACCCACCACCACCCCUAUACGGACUCAGUCCACGACUGGAGAUGCGGUUGGCACUCAAUCACGACAUUCUCGGCGACGAAGACCUAAUCAGCUACAGCCCUGGGCCGGAUCUGACUUCGAUUCUCGGGCAAGACCUCUCCACAUACCACAGGAUGAGUGGGAAGGACGUCAUCAUGAAUCGGAUCAUUUCGCGGGUCAACAGCUACAGCAGUAUUCCGGCAGCAGUGGCCAAACUGUCAACAAGCAGUCAGCAAAUUCAUCCCAGCACCAGCAGCUUCAUCAACCAAACUGUGAAAAACGGAACGAGCUCAUCAUAUCAACAAAACAAUUCAAAGAUGGAUACUCCUACGCCGAAUCGCAGAAAACCUCAAAGUCCAGUUACUUGGAACAGUUCUGGGUCUGUGGAUCGAGAAGAAAAGACUCUGUCGGACCUGGAACGGCUGGCGAGGCGCGAGAAAGUUUACUGCAUGACUCAGCUGAAUCAAAACGGCUCCCACUUGAAACAUACAGCUAGUUACAACCGGUCCAAAUCUUCCAAAUUGUAG
Topomyia yanbarensis is the source of this 6664-nucleotide messenger RNA. RefSeq lists its product as uncharacterized. Gene Ontology annotation, cellular component: plasma membrane; nucleus. Gene Ontology annotation, molecular function: protein binding; guanyl-nucleotide exchange factor activity. Gene Ontology annotation, biological process: signal transduction. The record is from RefSeq and is a predicted model, not a curated record. The transcript is spliced from 18 exons. NCBI's taxonomy places the organism in Eukaryota, Metazoa, Arthropoda, Insecta, Diptera, Culicidae. Bases 11 to 6664 code for a protein of 2217 amino acids.